Messenger RNA from Brassica napus (rape), 7716 nucleotides. Its product is annotated as WAT1-related protein At1g60050. The record is from RefSeq and is a predicted model, not a curated record. Gene Ontology annotation, cellular component: plasma membrane. The transcript is spliced from 7 exons. Lineage: Eukaryota; Viridiplantae; Streptophyta; Magnoliopsida; Brassicales; Brassicaceae. The coding region runs from base 1307 to 2428 and encodes 373 amino acids. Gene Ontology annotation, molecular function: transmembrane transporter activity.
AAAUUAGUAAUUCAACACUUUUUAAUUGAGGUCCCAGUUUUUUUUCCCAAAAAAUGGCAUUCUAACGAAUAAUUCAGGCCAAACUUGGAUUAGGCAGUGUAUACGUUUUUUUCGGGUUAGUCCACUAUUUAGUAUUAAGGGUGUUGUUAUUGAGUUCGACCAGAUUAGUCGAUAUGCCUUAUAAAAAAAUCAGAGAAAACAAAAAUUAUUUGUUUUAAACAUGAAUAUUUGCAUUAGUAUUUUGUCCACUAAUUAAAACAAUCGAUACAUCAACAACUCCAAGGUUUUGUUUGUUUAGAAAAAUGCUUCAGAUAAUUUAUUUAAUAAUGUUUUGUAUAUAUAACUAGUUUUUACUAUAUGUUUUUUUCCAAUAAAAGGCUACUCCAGCCUAAGAAGAAUCCGAGUCCGCUACAUUAAUCAUAGCUGAUGACGUACUUCUACAAGCACAACUUGUCAGCCAUUGUGUUUUUUUCUUUUAGAAUGUGUGGGAUUGUAAAGUUUGGGAAGAAACGCUUACAUCGCAAAAACUACUUCCAUAUAUGUAGUGAACGUCGGUUAUUGUGUUGUUGUAGACACCAUCUUCACCAAUUGAAAACAAUCUAUUGCAAACACCACUUCUGAAAAUUGUAGGGUCUUCAUGCAUUUCAUUGCCUAAAUCAACGCUUCACAUUAAGCAUGUAAUAUGCUUAAUGUGAUAGACUUCUACGGUGGCUCCCAUCAAUAUGUUUUUAAUAAUAUUAAUAUGAAAACCCUAUUAGUUAGUAUAUAUAAAGCUCAUUAGUUUGCGUAGAAUGUGGUUUAUAAACUUUUGAUAUAUUUUUACAUUUCUUUUCAUAACCAGAAUAUGUAAGACCAAAAACCAGACUAAUUUCCAGAGAACCUGUUUGUGAUAAAUCUUUUAGCAAAUAUAAUUUAAACAUAAGGUCAUGUUCUUAUGCCGUCCAACAAAAUUAUUCAUAUAUUAUAAGCGUAAGAGCUGAGGCGCAUGAACUAUUAGCUUUAUCUCCUCCCGAAAGGUUAAUCAAUGACUCCCUCUCUCCACGUCUACAUAAACCCUCUUUUUCAUUUGGCCUUCCACUCAUAUGCAAACAAACAUAUAUAAAUAUAAAAUGAAGCCACAAAAGUAUUGCAUUACAACAUAACCCUAACACAGUUGUAUGUCGACUUAGUCUCUCAUCUUCCCCGAGAAAGAGAGAGAGAGAGACAAAAAACGACUUUUAUUGGCCUAUACAUAUUUCGGAUAUACCUUUUGCCGAUCCUCAGCCGUGCAUUAUCGAUAUAUAUCAAUAAGCUGCAAACACAAAAUAUGGGAUUAAUGGAGGCAAGAUGGGAAAACAUAGUUCCAUUUAUAGCUAUGGCAUUGAUGGAGGCAUGUACCAUAGCACUCACCAUCUUGGCUAAGACCGCAUUAACCGGUGGCAUGAGCCCUUUUGUGUUCAUCGUCUAUACCAAUGCUCUUGGCUCUCUCCUUCUCCUCCCUUACUCGUUCUUCUUCCAUAGAGAUGAAAGGGACGACGAACCGUUCCUCACGAAGCCUUCCGUUGUUCGUAUCUUCCUACUCGGGUUUACAGGGGUGUUUCUGUACCAAAACUUGGCAUUUUUGGGGCUAAGUUAUAGCUCUCCAAUUGUGGUAUGUGCCAUGGGCUUGCAAUCACCUGCUUUCUCCUUUUUGCUCUCUAUUGCUCUUGGGGAAGGAGGGUUAGGGUGGGAAUGUAAGAGAACAAGAGGAAGAGUGAUAGGCACGUUGAUAUGCUUCACAGGAGCCUUUGUAGAAGUUAUUUACUUAGGCCCUUUUAUUAGACCUUCUCCUUCUUCUUCUCCAAACUCCAAUUUCCUCACUACAAUCUCACACUACUUGACUUUCUUCAAGAACUCUGACAAUUGGGCUCUCGGCUCACUCUUUCUAGCAUGUGCCACACUCUCAAUCUCCAUCUGGAAUAUCAUACAGUUGGACACCGUACAGAAAUAUCCUCAAGUGAUGAAAGUAGUGUCUGCCUAUAGCUUAGCUGGGACACUACAAUGUGCAAUCUUCUCAGCGUUCAUGGAGCCAGACUUAAGUGCAUGGAAACUCGAACUUAACAUGGAUUUCUAUCUUAUUAUUGCCACGGGUAUAUUUGGGAGCAUAAUAAGAACAAGUGUUCAAGUGAAGUGUUCAAAAAUGAAAGGGCCUUAUUAUGUGCCAUUAUUUAAGCCAUUUGGGAUCCUUUGGGCUUCCAUUUUCGGCACAAGCUUCUUUGUCAAUAGUCUUCACUAUGGAAGUGUGUUAGGAGCGGCAAUAGCAGGAACCGGAUAUCUAUUGAUAAUGUGGAGUCAAGUUCAAAGAGAUGUUCAGAAGGAUAUGGUGGAGGAAAAAGUUAAUCAUCAGUUGGAUUCAGAUGAUCAGAUAACGCCACUUUUGCUCGGAAAUGGUGAUGUCGAUCAAGUUUAAUCCAAAAGGAUUGUUUGCAGAUUAGUUAUAAUGUGUGUGUAUAUUAAAUAUGAAGGGUAAGUAAAUCGAAAGAAUAAACAAAAAAAGGUAUACCGUGAAAGAACAUAUAUAUAUUAUAUAUUGAACUCUUGUUGUAGUUCUUUCUUUAUUUGCAAGGAAUGUAUCAAAAAGUCUAUAAAUUUUAAGGGGAUUAUGAGUUAUACUUUUGAUUAUUUUAUUUUUUUGGUGGCAACCUCGAGUGUGGAGGAUUAGUGAAUAUAUGUCAGUAAGCUGAAACCACUUAAAGGUACAUCAAUUUGGGUCUCACAAUAGUCUACUCCGAAAAUUGGUUCAUGAUCUAUCCUGGUUACAAAAGAAAAUAAAUCAUUUACUAAUGAAGGACAGCUUACACAUCUUCUUGUAUUAUUUUGUCUUCCUAGAACAAUAUAUAUACAUAUAUAUAGAGAGAGAUAAAUACAGGGUAUUAAAAACAAUUAAUUAGUUCUUAGGAGUAUAAACAAAUCGUACCAAAAAUACUUACACAAUCAAACUUAGGAAGUUGUGUGUUUUCUUUUAGUAUUUCUGGCCAUGAUUAACGUUGCUUGAAGUGUCUACUGGUUAAGGAGAUUAUGAUGUUAAGAAAAUGUUGUACAAUAAAUAAAACUUUGUAUUUUUUUCUUUGGAAAUUGAAGCAACUUGGGCCACCAUCGCGUAGAGGAGCAGGCCGCGGUCCACGACCAAUGAGACCGCCAAUUGGAGAGUGAGAUGGACCGAUAAAUUGUCUGAUUUGAUCGGUCCAUCCAUUUGUGAAAUAAAUUUUUUGAUCCAGUUUAGUUUGGUUGAACCAGUUUGGUUUAACCUGCUAUUUAUAUGUUCUUAAGGCCAAAAACCUAAUUCAUUUCCUUUUUUGUUAAGAACACUUUGUAAACUUUAUAAUUUUAUAAUUUGUAAGCAUUUUCUUCAUAGAUUCUUGUGUUUAUUGUGAUUAUCUUUCAAUCUACAGUGUUUAUUCUAAACUUAACAUGUGUUUAGUGAUUUAUACGCUGAUUAGCGAGUAAUCACUUGUUAGAUUCAUGGAUAAGGUAAAUUAGGCUGAUUUAGUAAAGAUUUAAGAUGAUUAGUGCUUAAUAUAUAUAAUUCUUACUUAACUGGUGUGUUUUAUGCUAGAUUAAGAUUGAUAAAUCAUGAAUCUAGUUCAUAGGCUGUUUCAUGUCCGGUAGGUGCUCGAUUCUGUCUGGACCGUUUCAAUAAACUAUUUAACCCACGGACAUCAUUCAGUCUUCUAUCAAAACGGAAAAUCCCUUAUUUUUCCUUCUGGUGGUAUUAAAGCACGAGAUCACAUGAUUUUGAUAUGAUCACUUAUGCACGAGUGAAAUGUUUCAAACCACAACCCAUUAGCAACAAUUAUUUCUAGCCUAAACAAGACCACUUGCUCAGCCCUAAUUCUCUUCCAAGAGAAAAAGCCUCUUGAGUGUGGCAGGUCACAGAGACUGCCUUCAAAAAAGGUAUAUUCUGAGAAUUAUGUCGGUUCAGCAAUACCUGCCAAACAUGUUUGUGUUUUAACUUAUAUGUGUCUCCAUAGACAACUUACAUACAAGAUACAUAUGUCAAUAAAGGUUUUUAUACGAGAAACAACUUCACUCUCUAAUUCAUUUUUUCUUAAAACAAUGCAAGCCCUCCAUUCCCAUGACCCGUAGGAGCUUCUAAACAGUAGUUGGUAUAGAUCUCCGACUGAGCUUGCCGGAGAACAAAGUUGUCGGGACUUUUUAUCUCUGAGAGGAAUAUUACGUCAGGAGGAAUAUGUCUAUAUAUCUCCCUCCAUCUUUGAACUGUCAAGAGAUUAUCCAAAUCUUAACAAUCCUAAUUCGUAAUUUUUAAGGAACUAAACUUGGUGGAUUCCAAAAAUCCACUGUUUUCUUCACUGUUGAUGGAAUAAUUUGACACGUAUGCUGUCCACCAGCAGAACUUUCUCCACGUUACAUGGGAUAUUCUGUCCACCCCUUGAGGCUUUAACUUUCUCCUUACUGCAAGGGAUGGUGACAGAAGUCACCUUUCUUUUAGGAGAUCCAUGAACUUGUGCAAUCUUUCUUUUCUUUGAACUUGAUCCUUGAAGUCCAACAUGAGGCGUGGGUAGUUUCUUCUUUGCUAGAGGUCUGCCCAGACAUUUCUUACCAGGGACUAUACCCCAAUCACUUAUUGAUGCCAUGACAACAUUUUCCACAAGUUCUAAGCUUUUAUACACAUAUAAUCUGUACUGCUCUCGAGAAUGCACCACAGUAAGAUGUCUGCUGCUUUGUCCUUCAAAUUCCGCAGCAGUCGCUCUUGCAUGCAGUAUCUUCCAUUUCUCCAUUUUCUUCAGCAAACCUUACUUUUUCUCUUUCCGCAACGCUCUCCGUUAGAUCAGCACAUCUUACAUACUAGAUCAUAACUUACCUAAGCUCUUCCUUAUCUUAACCAAAGCUCCUUUUAAGUUCUCUUCUUGGAUGCGGGAUAAAAUUCUUGAUACUGAGAAUUCUGAAACCAGCCUUUUAGGCUCCAUAACCUAUGUCGCAGUUUCUCGAGUAAAUAUCCUUGGGCAAGGCUUUUGUCCCUUCUCUCAACUAUGUCUUUGCUAAACAGAUCCACCAAAUGAGCGGCUCUUCUCUCAGUUUCAACCCAUCUAGAGGAGUGAUUAUGAUAUUAAGAUGAUUUUCCAGUCAACACUAUAUGGUCAUAAGACCUUGAGACCGAACAAUGAUACGCAUCACCUCUAGUAUGUCAAUAAGGCUGAGAUUCCCAUCUUCCAUCAAGCCUAGCAUCCACACGAUCAUCAUGUUUCCUUAUAGGACCACGCCUACUCCCCAUACAACCUUUUUCUAGCUCUCCUCGUGAGAGAAUCUGACUGUUAGAGUUUCUGGUACCAGCCGUUUUUCUUGAGCCUCCGUUGUAGACUCCCAUUUCAAGAGAAUGACCAUCCACUUUGCAAGGUCUAUUAUCAAGGACCUUUUGCUAGUCUAGCGGUCCUGGCAGGAAGCGGAGGAAGCAUCAGCUUCCGGCCGUUUUUAAAAUAGAUAAAUUAUCGGCCUUCGCUUUUACAAAAGUCUCAUUAGUUCAACCGGUAAAAGAUGCAGAGUAAGUAAGUUUGCCGUUCAUGGAUUCGAUUUUCUGUAGCUACAAUUUUUUUCCUUGUUUUCGUAAUUAAUUCUGGCCCAAAAUGUUUUUAAGCUUCCGGCCCAAUGGGUUUUUACAAGUUUCAGGGCCGGACCUCUCUCCAUCAUCUGCAAACUGAAACGGAAAGCAACCUUGACCUAGGUCCACCCUUAUUGAUGUUGAGCUACACUUCCUGAUCAGACAUUCCCGGUGAACACAACAGCCAAGGCGGUAAAAUUUUAUAAACUUUCGACUUUGGAUAAAACCCACGUGAAAAAAAAAGUUUUUAACGUACCUUUUUCCACGCAUCAAUUUCUUUUUAUAAUCCAGUUAUUCUGUUAAGACAAUUAUAGAAAAUCUUCACAAACGUAUACUGGCUCAGUAUGUGUAAAAAUUGAGUUACAGCAUCAAUAUCUUCAUUUUCUCAAAAAAUAAAGAACAUCAAUAUCUUCAUUGUAAAUACUCCUUUCCCUCCGUUCUCGAAAAUAAGAUUUUCUAGAUUUUAUUCUUAUUUCAAAAAGAUAGAUUUUCUAUAUUUUUGAAAUACUUUUGUAUACUUUUGAGAAACAUUAAUUACAAAUAUUUGAAUUGAUUAUAUUUAAUUGGUAGAAAGUAAUUGGAAAGUGUAAAGAAAAAUAAGUAAUAAAUUAAGCUGUAAACAUUUAUUAUAUUUUUAAUAAGCGUGAAAUCUCUAGAAAAUCUUACUUUCGGGAACGGGGUAUAAAAUUGGGAAUAUUUGGCAGAAGAGUAUUUUGUCCCCAUUCCUGACGUUUGCUAACAACUUGAGCAUAAAGCAAAGCAGACAUAACGAAACAAUAUCAUUGGGGCAUGCAUAGAUAAAAACAUCUACGGUUCGGAAAACAAAGAAAGAUGAUUACACCUCACCUGAACUUUACUUGUCGAAUGAUUAUUCUUACUCAGCUUUGUAUUCAAACCACACAAAAGUUAAUUAUUAUUUUUUUUUGUUAAAGGGUUUCACAAAAGUUAAUUAUAAUUUAUAUAGAUACAAUAAAAUAUACUACUAAAACAAAUUAAAUAUAUAGUGAUUGAUAGUGGAUUAAUAAAAUUCGUGAUGAGGAUAUUCCGGGUCGAAUCCAACGACUACCCUAGUUUAGUCUCUGCGUAGCUACCUUUGUAAUCAGAGUUUAAAGCAUAAUUAUUUGAAACCACUUCUACUUUACUCUUAUAUAAAAUAUGUAUUUAUUUAUACACACAACAAUACAAAAAGUUAUUAAAAACAAACAAACAAUAAUACAAAAUGUUGGAGUGCAUAUCUGUUAGGAUUGAUAAUUAUAUAUACAAUUAAUACACAUUGUAUCAUGUCAUCAAAUUAUACAUGAUCAAAAGUUCAGUGAAGCUAAAUCAACACUAAAUAAAUUGUUGUAUUUUUUUUACUCAGUCAACUAAUGUGACAAUGAAAGUAGAAUCUAUUUUUAAACUUAACUUGGUUGUGGGUUGCGAUGUUCAAUUAAAUCGAUGUAGUGAACAAACUUGAAUAUGAAGUUACAAUCGUCAAAGACAUUUUUAAGUUGAGAAACAAAUUAAAACCCUCCCAACACCUUCACAUGGCGCACACACACUCUCUAGCCGUUGUAUCAGAUCAUAUGUACACACAUGUCAACAAAUUAAUGUGUAAAUAUUAGCUAAAUCCUCGGAAUUUCAAUUUGUUCUUUUGUUAAGUACUCCUAUAUAUUUAAUUAUCCCAAUAUUUUUCACCUACAAGUCCAAGAUGCUCUGGAAAGUAGCUGGUUUUGUUUGUGUUUAACGAAAGUAAGAGAUUAUUAUAAUUUACGAUGUUGGGUGGAUGAAGAACAAAAAGACAUAUUUUGCGAUCCAAAAUCUUGAUUGCUUGCGUGUUGGUCGCUGUACAAGCGUAAACGUGAUUAUCCGUAUAUAGGCAAAUCUGAAUUUUAACUUUAGUUAUUAAUCUUUUUUACGAAAAAAUUGAAGAAAAUUAAUUAAUGAGAUAUUAGGUAGGGUCGUGGGGAUGUAUGUAUCUCAGGAGCACCCUUUUUAAUUUUAAAUUUUUCACCAAAAAAAAUUUUAAGUUUAGUUUUAAUUUUUGUUGUUCCAAUUUUUAUUAUGAUUUGAAGGACAAACUUAAUCACUAUUCAUGAGUCAUUCUUUACUAUACAUUCUUUGUUAUUCUAACAUCAUUACUAAUUAAUAAAAAUAUACAU